Molecule: messenger RNA, 1172 nt
Organism: Rhododendron vialii
Lineage: Eukaryota; Viridiplantae; Streptophyta; Magnoliopsida; Ericales; Ericaceae
Product: transcription factor MYB1-like
Exons: 3
Coding region: 266-1039 (257 amino acids)
Source: RefSeq, a predicted model, not a curated record
CGAAUUAAGGACAUCCGGCUCAUCCUAUUGCUACUCUGUGUGGUUUAGAAUUCCUGGUUUCAGGUUUUGUGGUGGGAGGACAUGCACGUCAAUAACUUUACCUUUGGAGCCUCAGAAUUUAGAACAGAAAGAGAUGUGUGUGCUUGCUUUGCAUCAGUAUAAAAUCCAGAGACUACGCUUUAUUUUUGAGCAGCUUUACUUGAAACCUUUUCACAUGCUUAUUGAUUAUUGGUUUUUUUAGGACUUUGCAGAAUCAAGGAAAGAAAUGGACAUGCAGGUUCCAUUAGGAGUGAGAAAGGGUGGUUGGACUGAGGAAGAAGACUGUCUUCUGAAGAAGUGCGUUGAGAAACAUGGAGAGGGGAACUGGCACCAAGUCCCUCGCAAAGCAGGAUUAAAUAGAUGCAGGAAAAGUUGUCGGCUAAGAUGGUUGAAUUACUUGAGGCCAAAUAUAAAGAGAGGAAAUUUUGCCGUGGAUGAAGUUGAUCUCAUUAUCAGGCUUCAUAAGCUGCUUGGCAAUAGAUGGUCGCUAAUUGCGGGUAGACUUCCAGGAAGAACAUCGAAUGAUGUCAAGAAUUUCUGGAAUACCCGUUUGCGGAAGAAACCGAAUGAUCAAAGGGAAGAUGUACAGAAAUCAAAAAUGACCCAGAGCACGAUGGAAAAAACCGAAGUCAUACGGCCUCAACCUCGAACCUUCUCGAAGAAUCUACCUUGGUUGAUGGGUAAAACUAUUAUUACAGAUAAAACUGAUCAGACGAAAGAGAAUUUCUCCAAGCCAUUCCCAACUCCUUCACUGGGGGAUGAUGACGGAAUAUUAUGGUGGGAUAACAUGUUGUCUGAUCCUGAUAUUAACAAAGGAAUGAUAACAUGGACCAAUCAUGAAUUGGAGGGUGGGGGUGAAAAGGUAGAAUUAGGUAUGCAAGCAGCUGGUAGCAAUCUUUUCAGCUGUGUUCAAGAAGACGAUCAGAAUGAUUGGAGUGACUUUUGUAUGGACAAUAUGGAUCUUUGGGAUAUUUUAGGAGAUGAUCAAGUAGUACCGUGACAUUUCAUUUUUCUUUGAAAUAUUUAGUGUCGAUUGAGUUUCGUCUUUUAUGAUUUUAGUAUUUCUUUUUAUCAAUCAAAUUAAUAAAGAUUUUAGUAAAAUAGAGGAGACGAUACUCCUUCCUUCCCUUUUU